Trichoderma citrinoviride is the source of this 657-nucleotide messenger RNA. RefSeq lists its product as hypothetical. Lineage: Eukaryota; Fungi; Ascomycota; Sordariomycetes; Hypocreales; Hypocreaceae. The transcript has 2 exons. The record is from RefSeq and is a predicted model, not a curated record. Bases 1 to 657 code for a protein of 218 amino acids.
AUGACAAUCGCGGGCGUCACCGUUAUAGACACGCCGCUGGUCCGUGAUGCACAAGCCUUCGCUCGCGACCACACCAUUGAUUCUAUUUACAACCAUGUCAUGAGAUCCUGGUUGCUGUCGACUAUCAUAAUCAACAGCAAUGAGACUCUCCGCGAGAUCAUUGAUCUGGAAGUGCAUGCGGUAGCCUCUCUCCUUCAUGAUAUCGGUCUAGACCCAGCUGUGAACUCUUCAGUUGUUACCCCAGAUCGGCGAUUUGAAGUCGACGGCGCUUUCGCCGCAAGACAGUUCGUUGAGGAGCACAAGAUUGGCCAAGCAUGGGACAGUCACCGACUGCAAUUACUGUGGGAUUCUAUUGCUCUGCAUUCCACUUUCACCAUCGCCGAUUACAAAGAGCCCGAGGUGCAGCUUGUGAGCAAAGGUGCAGUGACAGACUUUUUGGGGCCAUCGCUGCCAAUAACACAGUCUGACUGGAACGCACUGGUCGAACAAUUCCCACGCACCAGCUUUGGCUCUAAUUUCAAUGAGUCCAUUAUUCAUCUUUGCAUGACUAAACCGGACACAACUUACGACAAUUGGAUGCAGCCAUUUGGUGAUCGAUAUGCAGCCGGUUACUCGUCGAAGGGUCACGACUUGAUCGAUUUUCCGGUUCAUCCUUAA